Molecule: messenger RNA, 4569 nt
Organism: Pogona vitticeps (central bearded dragon)
Lineage: Eukaryota; Metazoa; Chordata; Lepidosauria; Squamata; Agamidae
Source: RefSeq, a predicted model, not a curated record
GGUGCUGGUCGGCUGCGCAGGGAUGGCGGGAUGCUGAGAGUCAGCCCCGGGGUAAUGGAGCUGAGGAUCCAGUUGGUCCCCACCGGGGAAAUGGUCUGCCUGGCUGUUCAAGAACAAGGGACCAAACUCGCAGUUGGAGGUGAGGGAGCCCGGCACACCAUGGAGAGCGCCCUGACGGCCCGGGACCGGGUGGGGGUCCAAGACUUUGUCCUGCUGGAGAACUUCACCAGCGAGGCCGCCUUCAUCGAGAACCUGCGCAAGCGCUUCAAGGAGAACCUGAUCUAUACCUACAUCGGCUCCGUCCUGGUCUCUGUCAACCCCUACAAAGAGCUGGAAAUCUACAGCAAGCAGCACAUGGACCGCUAUCGGGGCGUCAGCUUCUACGAAGUCCCUCCUCACCUGUACGCCAUCGCGGACAACGCCUACCGCUCGCUGCGCACGGAGAGGCGCGACCAGUGCAUCCUCAUCUCUGGGGAGAGCGGGGCGGGCAAGACGGAGGCCACCAAGAAGGUCCUCCAGUACUACGCGGUCACGUGCCCGGCCAGCGAGCAGGUGGAGACCGUGAAGGACCGCCUCCUGCAGUCCAACCCUGUCCUCGAGGCCUUUGGGAACGCCAAGACCCUGAGGAACGACAACUCCAGCCGUUUUGGGAAGUACAUGGACGUCCAGUUUGACUACAAGGGCGCCCCGAUUGGGGGCCACAUCCUGAACUACCUGCUGGAGAAGUCCCGGGUCAUCCACCAGAACCACGGCGAGAGGAACUUCCACAUCUUCUACCAGCUGCUGGAGGGGGGCGAGGAGGAGCUGCUGCGGCGGCUGGGGCUGGAGAGGAGCCCCCACCAGUACCAGUUCCUGGUGAAGGUGGGCAACCGAGCCCUCUCGGUCAUUAACUUCACGGAUAGCGAAGUGGAGGACCUGCUGAGCAUCGUGAGCAGCGUCCUGCACUUGGGGAACGUGCAGUUUGCGGCUGAUGAGGAGGGCAGCGCUCAGGUCACCACAGAGAACCAGAUCAAGUACCUGGCGCGGCUCCUGGGAGUCGAAGCCGCUCUGCUGCGGGAAGCUCUGACCCACAAGAAGAUCAUUGCCAAAGGGGAAGAGCUGGUCAGCCCGCUCAACCUGGAGCAGGCGGCCUAUGCCCGGGAUGCCCUCGCCAAGGCCGUGUAUGGGCGCACCUUCUCCUGGCUCGUCAGUAAGAUCAACCGAUCCCUCGAGUACAAGGAGACGGAGGUCAUGGGCUGGAGGAAAAGCUGCUCGGUGCUGGGCCUGCUGGACAUCUAUGGCUUUGAGGUGUUCCAGCACAAUAGCUUUGAGCAGUUCUGCAUCAAUUACUGCAAUGAGAAACUGCAGCAGCUCUUCAUUGAACUCACCCUGAAGUCGGAGCAAGAGGAGUAUGAGGCGGAAGGCAUUGCAUGGGAACCCGUCCAGUAUUUUAAUAACAAAAUCAUCUGUGACCUGGUGGAGGAGAAAUUUAAAGGCAUCAUUUCCAUUUUGGAUGAAGAGUGCCUCCGGCCUGGUGAUGCCACCGAUAUGACCUUUUUGGAGAAGUUGGAGGAGACCGUCAAGAACCACCCUCACUUCAUCACGCACAAGCUGGCCGAUGCCAAGACCCGGAAGUCUCUGGGCCGGGAGGAAUUCCGCCUUCUGCACUACGCCGGGGAGGUCACCUAUAGUGUCACAGGUUUCCUGGACAAGAACAACGACCUUCUCUUCCGGAACCUCAAAGAGGCCAUGUGCAACUCGGAAAACCCAAUUCUCACCCAGUGCUUCAACAGGUCGGAGCUGACCGACAAGAAGAGGCCAGAGACGGCGGUGACCCAGUUCAAGAACAGCCUCUCCAAGCUGAUGGAGAUCCUCAUGUCCAAAGAGCCCGCCUACAUUCGCUGCAUUAAGCCCAACGAUGCCAAGCAGGCAGGCCGCUUUGAUGAAGUUUUGAUCCGGCAUCAAGUGAAAUACUUGGGCUUGAUGGAGAACCUCCGGGUGCGGCGGGCUGGCUUCGCUUAUCGGCGGAAAUACGAAGUCUUCCUACAAAGGUACAAGUCCCUCUGCCCAGACACAUGGCCUUCCUGGGACGGCAAGCCCCAUGACGGUGUGGCAGUGCUUUUGAAACACUUGGGCUAUCACUCAAAAACAGAUGUGUUUCUUUCCAGGACAAAAAUAUUCAUCCGUUUCCCCAAGACGCUCUUUGCCACGGAAGAUGCCCUGGAGGUCCGGAAGCAGAGCCUGGCCACAGAGAUCCAGGCCUGCUGGAGGGGAUUCUACCGGCGGAAGAAGUUCAAACAGAUGAAGCAUUCAGCCAUCGCGAUCCAGGCUUGGUGGCGAGGGACGCUGGGACGCCGCAAGGCCGCCAAGCGGAAGUGGGCAGUGGAGACCGUUCGGAGGUUCAUCAAGGGCUUCAUUUACCGGAACUACGCCCGCUGCCCUGAGAACGAAUACUUUCUGGACUACAUCCGCUACUCCUUCCUCAUGACUCUGAGGCGCAACCUGCCCAAGAAUGUGCUGGACAAGUCCUGGCCGACUCCACCGCCCUCCCUGCGAGAGGCCUCCGAGUUGCUGAGAGAGCUCUGCAUGCAGAAUAUGGUGUGGAGCUACUGCAAGAGGAUCAGCCCAGAGUGGAAGCAGCAGCUAGAGCAGAAGGUGGUGGCCAGCGAGAUCUUCAAGGGCAGGAAGGACAACUACCCGCAGAGCGUCUCCCGGCUUUUCCUCAACACUCGCCUUGGCAGCGAAGAGAUCAAUGCCAAAGUCCUCCAAGUGCUGGCCAGUGAGCCUCUGAAGUACGCUGUUCCGGUGACCAAGUACGACCGGAAAGGCUACAAGGCUCGGCCUCGGCAGCUCCUGCUCACACAGAAUGCGGUGCUGCUGGUGGAAGAGUCCAAGGUCAAGCAGCGGAUUGAGCACCCCAACCUGACAGGCAUAUCUGUGAGCAGCCUGAGCGACAGCCUCUUUGUCCUCCAUGUUCUCCGGCAGGAUAACAAGCAGAAGGGAGAUGUCGUUCUGCAGAGUGAUUUUGUGAUUGAGACGGUGACUAAGGUUGCCAUCGUUGCUGACAAAGUGAACAGCAUCAACAUCAACCAGGGCAGCAUAAAAUUCGCCAUCGGGCAAGGCAAAGAAGGCACCAUCGACUUCACGUCAGGAUCGGAGCUGCUGAUUGCCAAAGCCAAAAGCGGGCACUUGGCUGUUGUGGCGCCUCGUUUGAACUCCCGAUGACAAACGCUGUUUGUUGCCCGGCCAACGACCUUCUUCCUCCGACUGACUCGGUUCUGCGGCAACCUCGGCCGGCUGCUUUCUCUGCCAACGUUUUGCGGGUGGGGCUGCUUUGCGGAUCUUCUUCCUAAGCUACCAAAGAACCCUCCUUAGGCUGCAUCUGCUGGUUUUACUCCUCCUUGUACCAAAAAAGCCUUCCUCCCCUCACAGACACUACGGGGCAGCCGAGGACAUGCGAGGUUCACAGCCUGUCCUGCUGCCAAACAGCCUUUGUAGGGGAGGAAGGCUGUGAAGCUCUCCACUAAUGAAGUGACAUGCCAAAUUUUAUACUAAAAAUAUUUUAUGAGGAAAAUUUCUCCUAGUUUUUUUUAUGCUUUGUAUGAAAAUAUAAAAAGCCAUAAUGUAUAAACAAGUGAUAUUCUGUAAAUAUGUCCUAGCCCAUCCUAUGGGAUGUCAACACUAUGAACAUUAUUUUCUUCUUUCUAAAUUGGAAGAAGUGUGAUAGUGCUUUAGGGAACUAUCCUCCUUCCCCCUUUGCUGUCCCUCUGGCACUGGAAAAGGAAGUGAAAUCACAACACAGACCUCUUUCCAGAGAGCAUGUUUUGCAAACUUGGGGUAGCAAAUUUACCCUCAGAGAUGGUAGAAUGUAUUUCUUUGUGCAGUUCUCAACAGCACACGUGCCGUUCAGAAAAGUUUUUUUAAAAAAGAUAACUGCCAUUGAACCCCUAAACCGAAGUUUUUAAGUCACUAACCUUUGGUCUCGGCGAUUAAUGCUUCACUGGUAGGCAGGAGUGUGGGCCGUGCAUCCCCUCCCUCCACUAUUCAGAUAAUGCUUUCUGGUUCACAGAUGAUCCUUUGGGGCUUUUGCGGGGGGGUGGGGAGGGAGGGAGGCGAGGAAAACAGAAGAAUGGCUACUUCUGUGCUGCCACGAAAACAACAGAAGGUUCAGAUUGGUUUACUUGUCCACCCAACACACAUGUGUCGGUAACUGUGCACUGAUCGCACUUACUAGGGUAUCGCCCAGAGAUAGUCUUUUCAGGGGACAUUAACAAGAUGCUUCUGUAGUCAUACUGGCCGAGACAAGUGAGGCUUUUUAAAUACCACAAUUGGAUUUUGUACUAGCACAGAACCUGAGUGAUUUUUUUUUGGUGUCAUGUGGUUGCAUUGCUACCACUAUCAGACGCUCCAUAGGUUUGUUCUUUUCUUCCUUGUUUUCUAUGAUAAAAACUGCAUUAGCCUUGAAUGCUGUCUGCUACAGUGUAUAUAAGAUUUAAUGCUCUAUGCACAAUGCUAUAUAAAUCAAUGCAAAUCUAUAAAUACAUAUAUAUAUAUAUAUAUAUAUGCCAAAUAAAUUUUUACUAAAACCUG